AAACAGCUUUUUCACCGAUCUUUCUCGCUUUUCUCUGCGGGGUGCCUAACACUCUCUCCCAUUAAAUCAACAGCGACCAUAUUCACGAAAUGGAAAGGGGUUCCGUGGGAAAGUGUUGUCUUCCACUUCUGUCACAAUUUUUACUAUGGUAGGUAGUAAAGUAAGUGGUGAAAUAUGACAAAUGGUAGGUAAUAAAGCAGGUGGUGAAAUAUGGCAAGUGGUAGGUAGUGAAAUUGGUGGUGAAAUAUGGCAAGUGGUAGAGAGUGAAGUAGGUGGUGAAAUAUGGCAAGUGGUAGGUAAUAAAGUAGGUGGUGAAAUAUGGCAAGUGGUAGGUAAUAAAGUCGGUGGUGACAUAUGGCAAGUGGUAAGUAAUGAAGUAAGUGGUAAAAUACGGCGAGUGGUAGGUAGUGAAGUAAGAAGUGUAAAAUAGCAAAGGUAGUGAGAUAGCUAGGAAUAAGUGGUGAAGUAGCUAGUGAAUAGUGUUAACUGGAUAUCGUCAAUGACAUCGUAUGUUAAAUACAUGGGUGAACUCCAUUGCCAGUAAUCUGAUGGGUAACCAGUGUGGGUUAACAGUAGCCAGUGAACUCACUAGUGUUAUUAGUGAUGAAUCGAACUGGCGGGUAUCUACGGUUCUGUAUUAUGCGCUUUACGCUCUUGCUUGGAUCGCUCUCUUUAUGCAUUUAACGUUCUUUGUACUCAGUGAUCUUCACGCUCUUUGAAAGUUCGCUCUGCGUUUACGAGCUCAAGCACAUUUUGCAUCACAUUGUUCGUGUUACGAUCUUUGCUCUGCUACUAUAUGUAUAUGUAUGUAUGUUUGUAUGUGUGUUUUUAUGUACGAAAGUUCGAAUAAGUUUUCAUUCGGUUUUCAGUGCGAAAGGCCGGUCCAACGAAUGGGUGGAAUUAGUGCGUUUUUGCAUUUCGAAUGAGUUGGUGUUAUCGAAGGCGGUUGUUCGUUCAUAUAUAUACAUCUAGUUAGAAUAUAUUUGUGCUUUUGUGUAUGUUAAUAUAUAUGUACAGCUCUAUAAUAUGAGUGCUAAAGAAAAUUACAAAAAGAAUUUAAUGUAAAAAAUUACAAUUAAAUUUUUAUUUUAAUAAAAACCGUACGGUGUCGAAGAAGUUGUGUGCAAUUAAACAGAAACAAAAACAAAAAUAUAUUUAAUUUUUUCAUAUACAUAUAUACGUAUAUAAUUAAAUAAAUAAACAAAAUUGUGUUGUGGGAAUUAAGUGCGUUUAUAUAAAAAGUCUCGGUAGGAUAAGCCAGGCUAUCGGUUAAUGAAAAAAAAAAUAGUGUUGCCAGUGUUAUUACGUCAACAAACAACUCAUUAGUGCUAUUGAAUUUACACAAUAAUAAUUGUUAAUUAUAAAUCAAUUGCUGCUGCAAGGUGUGAGAAAAAUAUUACAUUGAAGAAAAACUGUCUCCAUAGGUAUAUUUCACAUCGCGUCUACGAAGGACAAAAUUCUUGCUGCUGAAGUGUGUAAAUUUGAGAACUAACGCUAAACACUGACCUCGCCACGUUAAGGCGGGACAUGGCGUGGACGAAGCUUACAGUAUUAACAUAAGCCACACGACGACGAAGACGGAAGUCGAGCGCAUAAACGAAAUUGCCAGCGGUAAGGAUAUGGAAAGCCAACACAAACACACACGCAUAUAUGCAGUGUAGUAAAUGCGAGUGGAGUCGACGGCAAUAUGUAAAGGCGAAAUGGAAAUGCUGCGAGCCAUAGCCACUGCAUUGUGUUCAAGAGAAAUUGAAUGAAAACUAUGUAAAAAGAGGAUAUCAAACUAAAAGGAAGUGCGCGCGUGUGUGUGUGAUUUUGAAACUUAAAUGUUACUAUAAAAUUUGCAUAUAAAUACUAUAUGCCACAGCUGUGAGUUGGCAUUGUCAUUAUAAGCGCACAAUUGUAAUGCAAGCGCACAAAGCAAAUGCAAGGAUAAUUGCAUAAAUGCGCGGCUAAGUGCAUAAGGAGUAGGUAGCGUGUUAAUAUGUACGGAAAUUCGAGCGCGCUACAAGUGUGUAAGUAUGCCAAAGGCAAAAUAAGUGUUAAAAGCUUAGCGAAAAUUAAGUGAGGGGGCAAAAAAUCGGUGUGAAAAAAGCGGGUAAAAAAAAAAAUAAAAGUAAACCAAAAAACACAAAAGUGAUAGUUAUUUGAAGCACACUAAAAAAUAUUACUUUAAAAAAAAAUUAAAAAUAAAUAUAUAUAUAAAUAUUUAGUGACGCCGCCGGUAAUUCGUUAGUUUCACUUACCUUGUGCCUCGCAGCUGUUAUUAGGGCAACGCGCGCGCGCACCAACGCAUUCAACAACUACGCACAAUAGCGUUUAUAGCUAACCCGCACAAAUUUGCGCAUCCACUCUCAUAAUAGCGCGCGUGCACUCAUCUCCAUACACAUUCAUUUGAUUGCGUGAACGAUCUUGUGGCUUUUUGGCUUAUAAAUGUACAAGGACAGCAGCUGCCGCAGCAGUACGCAGCCAACACCGCCAAAAGCAACGCCAGAAACAGCAAUAAACACAACAACAACAGCGUCAGACACCGAUGCCAAUACAGUUGUAACAACAACAAGUACAACAACAACAACAGCAACAAGCGCUGAGCCUACAGCGAGCGCGCAGCAUAGUAAAGCUGAGCGCAACGCUUCUCUCAAAGGUCAUGCGUCCAAAUCAGUUGACGACCACACAACAGCAGCAGCAGCGGUAAGUGAGCGCUCCGCGAGCAGUGAACCCACAACCAUAAACACAGCAUCAGCUGCAGCCAGCACGACACACAACAGUCUAAGUAGCAACAGCAACACGCCCAUCACACUUAGCCUCGCGGCCGAACAUUUGGAGGCGGAGUAUUAUCAGCUCAGCUGCGCCUCAGAUUGUUCGGUUUCGUCAACAUCCUCCUCGGGCGCGAAUACAUCAUGCAGCGGCAGUGACGACAGCGACGAAAACAGUGAAGUGUAUACAUUUCGUGCGCGUCCCGCAUUCCCCGCGCACCUCUUAUAUAGCGCAUCCAAACGACGCGCCAAAUUGCGUCGCGAACACGCGCCCGGUGAGUGUCAUAUAGCGUCGGCGCUUGACGCCGAUAGUCGACGCGGCAGCGCUGUAAGUGGGUUGAGUAACGCUACUGGCGUUAGCGGCGGCAGCAGUAGUCGACGGCACAGACAAAAACAUCACACUAGCAUUAGCGCUGAUGUGCGCGUGUUGCGUAAAAUCGGUUAUAUUGCGUCGCGAGUGCGAUUUUUGGCUAAAAUCCAUGGUGAUUUCAAAUUGAUAAACCCAUAUAGUCCCGCAAAACAGCGCAAACAACUGCAAGAUAUACUGCUGCGUCAUUCCAUACCUGAUACGGACCGUAAAGGUGCAGCAGCAGCGUCAGGUUAUCGCACAAAGAACGCAACGACGGCUUACGACAGCGCGACAGUGGGAGCGGCAACAGCAGCCGCAGCGCACACAACGCAUACAGCAGCAGCAACUGAUUUAGCCAGCCAACGGAACACAACGCCUGAUAGCGCGCUAACAAGUAGUGCGCAAGCAGUAGUCAGCGCGUGCGUGCAGGAAACGCAAGUGCCGCACGCAGAAGAAGAAACUGCGCUCAGCUCUCUGGAAGACGACGACGAGGAGGAGACAUCUGCCACAUUUACUGCGGCUACGGUGCGCCGUAAGUCAUCUGUGCUGGUAACAGGCGGCGACGAGAACCUCACGGCCCAGCACUCUCUUGCUGUGCUGGAGGAGCUUUUGGUGCAGCUCUAUGAACAGCGGCAGCAUCGCAUCACUGUAAUACGGCGCCGACAACAAAGUCGACGCGGCAGCAAGCGUGGUAACGGCAAAAUUGCAGCCAACUGCAAGCAACAGUCCGCGCCGCAGCCACAACAGUUAAUCAUUAUGAGCGGCGGCAGCGCUGUGGGGACGGAAAGCAACGUCGGACAACAGCUACUGCGGGCAGACGCCGUCGAUAUCGAGCAGCAAACGAAUUUACGCAAUGCCAAUAACUUAUACAAUAGUAGCGAUAUUGCCGCCGAUAACAGUAGCGUAGUGUCAGCAAGUGCUUCCGCGGCACAACUACAGAGCAGCGCCACCGCUGGUGUAUCCGUAAACAUCGCUAACACUGCAUCUAGUCAAGCCAAACAAAAGCCGCCGCAAGCUCAGCAGCAGCGCAGCUAUAGCAAUGCUUUCCUACAACCAUUCAGCAUUGGAGGCGGCUGUAUGGACCGGCGACGGCGCGCCAGCGAUUGCUCAACGCAUCCCAGUAGUCAGCAAUUAUUGCAGCAGCAGUUGUUGAGCAAUCAAUUGCAAGUAACGCUGAAGAACAACAACUACACUAUUGGUGGUGGUAAAUUUCCCUAUCAUCGCGGUAGUUGCGGCGGCGCGGGUGAACAUUUGUUAGCUGCCAAUUCCAUAGCCAAUCGUUCGACUAUAAUAUUGAGCAAAUCAUGCAGCAAUGUGGAAGGUGCACCGACGGCGCAUACUGGCGUUGUUGGUGGUGUUGGUAGCGGCGGCAAUGCUAAUGUCAGCCGCAAAUUAAGUUUGGGCGGUCAAGUGGACGCUGCCAAUAACGGCAAUCUGGUGUCGCCUGCUGCGUUGACACCCUCACCGACCGCAAAGCAGCCGCAAUUGGCUGCAACUCACACUACAUCACCACAAGCACAAUCACAACAGCAACAACAACCCACCGCUGGCGGCCCGGGCAGCAAUGGCAAUAAUGAAUACAACAUUGUGCAGCUAAAUAAUACAAUCAUACAGUGUCAUUUCAACGAUGAGGAUUUUCGUGCGCUCGUCAAAGAUCUGAAACGGAAAGUGGAGUACACCGAGCGCAUGAAUUGGCUAUGCCUCUCUAAACGUCCAAUGGGUCCGCCGCAUCGCAAAAGCAGUCUACCAAAGCAUCAGGAAGUGAAAAAGCGUUUCCUGGAACUUUGUGAUACCAACUUCUCGGAUGAGGUGAAGGCAGCACUUCGCCUGCCCGCAUUCGAUUCAUAUGAGUGGUGUGAUGCCGAUGUUAUACAUUUGAUGCAAACGAUGUUCCUCGAAUUGGGCUUCAUAGAUAAAUUCAAUAUACCGGUUGAGACGUUGCGUGAGUGGCUCUAUGAGGUCUACAAGCACUACAACGAGGUGCCAUUUCACAAUUUCCGGCAUUGCUUCUGUGUGGCGCAAAUGAUGUAUGCUAUAACCAGGCAAGCUAAUUUGUUGCAGCGUCUAGGCGACCUUGAAUGUUUAAUACUGCUAGUGUCCUGCAUUUGUCAUGAUCUCGAUCAUCCCGGCUAUAAUAAUAUCUAUCAGAUAAAUGCGCGCACUGAAUUGGCGCUCAGAUAUAAUGACAUUUCACCGCUGGAGAAUCAUCAUUGUUCAAUAGCAUUCCGCCUGCUGGAGCAUCCUGAGUGUAAUAUUUUCAAAAAUUUCAGUAGCGACACAUUCAAGGAAAUACGUGAGGGUAUCAUACGUUGCAUAUUGGCCACGGAUAUGGCACGCCACAAUGAAAUACUAACACAGUUCAAAGAGAUUACACCUAUAUUUGAUUACUCAAAUCGCGCACACAUCAAUUUGCUGUGCAUGGUGCUCAUCAAAGUGGCAGACAUCUCCAAUGAGGCGCGUCCCAUGGAUGUCGCUGAACCCUGGCUUGAUCGUCUAUUACAGGAAUUUUUCGCACAAAGCGCUGCUGAGAAAUCUGAAGGUUUGCCUGUUACACCCUUCAUGGAUCCGGAUAAAGUGAGUAAACCCGGUUCGCAGGUACGUUUCAUCGGCUUGGUGCUAUUACCGCUCUUUGAGGCGCUGGGUGACUUAGUGCCUGAAGUGAUUGAACUCAUCAUAAUACCAGUGCGCAUAGCACUCGAUUACUAUAGACGCUUAAAUGAUGCGCAGAAUAAAUCGCGCAAAUCUGUCGCCGACACCAUCUCAAUGGUCGCAUCGGACAAUACCAGCGCCGCCUCGGAUGGUGGCGGCAGCACGACUGCUGUAUGUACAAGUGGUGGGCAUGCACACAGUCCAGCUGCUGGUACUAAUGGACAGAUAACCGGCACCAGUACCGCAUCUACGGGCACUACAACCACCGGUACGUGUGGUGGCAGUGGCGGCGGCGGCGGCUCGGGCAGUGGUGGCACCAACUCUGGCGGCAGUAUUUCACCACAAAUGCCACGCUCACAAUCGGGCAUUAGUGUGAAGUCCCGCCGGAGUAUACCAUCACAGAAAUCGGCAUCACGCACCUCUGUCGAUGAGCCGCAAUGCUUGGCAGCCGAAUUACACGAUCUGCCCGAGGGUAGUGAGAGUGGUGAUUCCGAGACGGCAACCGAAGUCGAUGUCGCCGAGAAAACUUCCAAAUUCAAAGUGGAUACCGAGGGCAGCAGCAAUCGUUCGAAAUCCUCACAUUCUACAUCCCGUAAGUCAUCACGCGAGAAGCGCCCUUCCAUGAUCGGCGAAAUGUGCAGUAGCGGCGGUGGUCAACGCAUACGCAAUUCUUACGGCAACAUACACGGCUAUCACACCAAUCGCUGUCACUUUAGCUCUAAUCGCGCUGUCAGUCUGGACCAGUAUAGCACUAAUAAUCGACGUCUCUCGGAUGGCCUACAGCAAGUCAUUUCCGAUAGUAAUGUCUUCUAUAAUCGUCAAAAUCGUGGCAGUCUCGAAGCAGCCGCCACUCGCCUGGGCGAUGAUCUAAAUAUGAAUGCCACAGGCGGCGCUGGUGGCAUCGCGGGUGUUACACAGUCUUCCCAGCAGCCGCUCAAUCCGAACAAUGUGCCAAAUGUGGAGUACAGCGCCGGCAUGGCAGCGCAGGUCAGCGGCGCGUGCACCAGUCAGUCUUGCCAGCAUCAACGUGUACAUCAUACACAUCACAUCAGCCAGCAUCAACAGCAGCUACAGCAACAGCAAAUACAGCAACAACUACAGCACUUACAGUCAUCGUCGAACGGCAAUCUUUCACCCACCCAGUUGCUGCCACCGAAAUUACAGCAACACUGUUGCGCCGCCGCCGCAGCAGCUGUUGCCGCUGCGGCUGGCAACACGUCCAACGGUCUCGGCGGCAAUGGCGUUGGCGGCGCUACCAUUUCCAAGUCCACCUGGAAAACACGUCUAAAACAGUUCUCCGACUACUUUGGCUUCUCCUUCGACAAGGGCGGCAAGCGUUUCGGAAGCACACGCAGUUCACCGUGCCCGGCGCGUAACAAUAAUGGCACUGGGUUGACGGGUGUCAACCAGACUAUUGAUCCGUUGCUCGGCGGCAGCGGCAGUGGUGGCAAGCCGCAAAGUAUUUGCUGCACCAUCUCGAAUAAUCUGCAGUCGCCUAGUCUGCGACACAAAUCGUUUGCCGCGGGCGCCGGUCUGCCCACGCAUUCGGAGCUAGUGAAUGCCGGUCGUUUACGCGCCUACAGCUUGGACGUGCCCUGCAGUAACACCAGCAAUCCGCGCUACAGCAGCAGCAGCGGUGGUGGCGGCGAUAGUAGUCGCAAAUCCUCGCGUCAUGAUGGCGGCACCACCGGCACCGGCGACGACAACAAUAGCAACAAUACGCUACAUAGCAGCGGUGGCGGUGGCAGUGAAAUGCCCACUUGCCUACCGCCGCCCAUACGCAUUGGCAGCGUUGAUGCCAGCGACACAAUAUUGAUAACGACUGGCUUGCCGCGCGUCAUAACGCCCGCUCAGUUAGGCGAGACCGAACCUAGUUUGAGCAUUGACUUGGGUAUGGCAAGUGGGUCCUCAUAUGAGCCGCCGAAAAUUUGACAACGGGGUAGCUCGGAGACGACAACGAACUCGCUCUCGAAUAACGGCGCAUUUGCAGCACUGCUACAGCAACAGCAACAGCUGCAGAAGGAGGCGGCAUCGCUGCGGCACAGCUCCAGCUGUAAUAUGUCCUCAAUGUCGUUGACCGUUUGGUCGGCGCUGGGACAACGGCUCAGCGCAUUGGUGUGUCAUUGCUGCGAACGAAAGUUACCCGAACCGGAAAAUGUCUGAAGCGCGCAGUAGGGCGUGAGAUAGGGAAAGACAUAUGGAAACUCGAAAUAAGGUAGUGUAAAAAUGUGUUGGAGCAACCAAAACAAUUAAAAGGAACAGCGUAUUGUCGUGGCAAAAAUGUUGUUGGGUCUUGAAAAGGUUUAGAAAAUGGAAAAAAAUGGAGGCGUAUGACUUAAAGUUAGUAGAUGUUGUUACCGACAUGUUGCAGGUAUAUUUAGUAUGAUGCUACAGUUUGGUAUUCCAAAAAUAUUUUAAAAAAAUGUCGAAAUGUUUAAGCAUAAAAGAACUGCAGGAAUAAAUAUAUUGGAUAUUAAUGCUUCAGAUAAUUGUUACAUUUUUCAAAUAUAAUUUUCAAGUAAUCAAAAUAUAUCUCACAUGGUUUUAGAUCAAAUGUUGCUAGCAACAUGUUGCUGGCAGUUAUCUUGUAAUUUAAGACACAGUUUUACGCAAAAAUAUCUGGUUAGAAGUCUACGUGUAUAUUUUUGAUUGUAUUAGGAGCUUAAAUAAUUUUUAAAAAGUUUUUGAAAAUGUUGUUGGCAAAAUUUGUAUCGAAAAAAUUUUCCGAAAUUUUUUAAUUAGAAAAUACGGACUAAAGCUGGGGAAACUAAGUCCUAAGUAGGUUCUAAUGAAGUUAUUCUAUUUUUAAUUUUAGUGUCUCAAAUAUGAGCAAGUAAAUCUUUAAUGCAAAAAAAUAAUUUUUGGUAGCCACAUUUUAGAAAAAAAUUUAUUUUUUAAUUGUAUGAAUAUUAGCAAAUUCAUUUUGACUUUGAUUUUAAAUAGUUUGUUUCAAAAACCCCCAAAAAAAAAAAGAAAUUAAUGAAUUAAUAAAUACAUACUUAUUAACCUUUACACCUACAUCUUUGUUCAAACCAUGCACACGUGAUGUGCAUUUGAUUGCCGUAAACAAUUCUAGGUGUUGUGCGUAUGUGUUAUUUUAUAUAUAAAUUAUAUGUUAUUUGUAAUAAAAAAUAU
Molecule: messenger RNA, 8886 nt
Organism: Bactrocera oleae (olive fruit fly)
Lineage: Eukaryota; Metazoa; Arthropoda; Insecta; Diptera; Tephritidae
Source: RefSeq, a predicted model, not a curated record